GAGAGAGCUGCAGACCUGCGUGGAAGCUGCCUGCUUCCCUAGGCUGCGUGUAAACCCCUGCGUGAGCUCUGUGUUGAUAUCGUGGUUUCCACCCUGUGUGCCUCAGGUUGAAAAAGCCCGCUGGACUAGUCCAGAUGGAUGCAAUUCUGAACUGCCGACCGGAUGACUUGGAAGAUUACUACAGCUUGCUAGGGUGCGAUGAACUGUCUACGGUUGAACAAAUUCUUGCAGAAUUUAAGAUCAAAGCCCUUGAAUGUCACCCUGACAAACAUCCUGGAAACACCAAAGCAGUGGAGAAUUUCCAGAAGCUGCAGCAAGCUAAGGAGGUUCUUACUAAUGAAGAGAGUCGAGCGCGUUACGAUUACUGGCGACGAAGCAAAAUUACCAUUCCGUUCCAGCAGUGGGAGGCCCUGAGCAAUUCUGUGAAAACGUCAAUGCACUGGGCUGUCCAAAGUAAGAAGGACCAAAUGCUGGAAGCUCCUGACUUCAAACAUAGCAACAACAUAGCUAGUGAGAUUUGGACCCAACAGACUGAAAACAAUGAAGACGGAUUGUCAGAUGGGAACAGGGGGCAAGAAGAUGUUGCAAUUCCUGAUGUGAAACCACAGUCUUCAAAGACUCAAGACUCCCCAAGAUUUUCAGAGGCAAAUUACUGGCACUUGCGUUUCCGCUGGUCAGGUGAUACUCCAUCAGAGCUUCUGAGGAAAUUCAGAAACUAUGAGAUCUAAAAUGUAAAAUAUGCAAGAGUGUGAGAUCAUCUGUCCAACAAUUCAGUAUUUUUUUCUGUCAGCAGUAAUAUGUUAUUUGUAUUUUGUAUUCAUGCAGUGUCAUAUGAAUGUUGUUCAAAUAAAUGUCUUAAUACUGAUUUGUUAACACACAUGCUAUGAGUUUUACAGAUGGAGGUGGUUUUGUUUAAUAAGCAAAGCUCUCUUCAGUAUUAAUAUAAUGAGAUUUUGUGAAGUUAUCUAACAUCUUAUAUA
Messenger RNA from Opisthocomus hoazin, 980 nucleotides. NCBI's taxonomy places the organism in Eukaryota, Metazoa, Chordata, Aves, Opisthocomiformes, Opisthocomidae. The record is from RefSeq and is a predicted model, not a curated record.